UCAGUGCGACCAAGGGCUGACAACCAGCAAGUAUUCCCUUCGAUAUUUCAGUCAAUUUAAAUAUAUCUUUGAUGAACAGAAAACGAAUUUAAUCGCACUUCGGAACUAUCAUUCUGCCAUUUACAAAGACUAAAGAAUAGUUUCAAAACCAGUUUUAUUCUCGCUAUGUAGAUGUCUCGGUUGGGGUACUAGGAACGGGAGCACGCUGAUCUGUUAUCCAAGAUGAGUGGGACCAACGCGGCUUCUGGAGCGGCGCCUUGCCGUUUUGCUCACUACUUUGUGAUAUGCGGAAUAGACACCGAAACUGGGCUGGAACCGGACGAAUUAGCCGCUUUGUACCAAUGGCUAGAGGCUGACCGCCAAGGCAGGGACCCUGAUACAGCAGCCACAGGGGAGAACUUUGAGCAGAGCCCCCUGAAGAGGACGUUCAAGUCUAAAGUCCUGGCCCACUACCCUGAGAACGUGGAGUGGAACCCCUUCGACCAGGAUGCUGUCAACAUGCUCUGUAUGCCCAAAGGCCUGUCGUUCAGGACACAGGCAGACAGCCGCGAGCCCCAGUUCCACUCCUUCCUGAUCACGCGGGAGGACGGCUCUCGCACUUACGGCUUCGUCCACACCUUCUACGAGGAGGUGACGUCGCCUCAGAUCUGCUCGGCCAUGCAGACCCUCUACCAGAUGCACCAGGCCGAGAACCCUUCCUCCGCCACCCCCUCCUCCUCUUCCUCCUCUUCCUCCAGUAUGGACUCUCUGGCUAGCAGCCUCGACGAAGCAGAUUCUCCGUCUUCAUCCUCGUGCCGGUCGGCGGCGUGCGGCGGCUACGACGUGGCGCGUGACACGCUCUACGUCUCCAAGGCGUUGUGUCUGAUCACGCCCAUGCCCUUCAUGCACGCCUGCCGCCGUUUCCUGUUCCAGGUGCACCGGGCCGUCACGGCCUCCUUGCCUCCACCCCUUCCCCUGGAGAGCUACGUGCACAACAUUCUGUACGAGGUGCCCCUGCCCCCUCCGGGGCGCUCGCUGAAGUUCCACGGGGUGUACGAGCCCAUCGUGUGUCAGCGUCCUGGGCCUGGGGAGCUGCCUCUGGCUGACUUCCCUCUGGGCCAGACCUUCCCUCUGCUGGGGGUAGAGAACCUGGUGCAGCUGUUCAACUGUACCCUGCUGGAGAUGCAGAUUCUGCUUUACUCACAGGACUACCAGCGGUUGAUGACAGUUGCGGAGGGCAUCACCACCCUGCUCUUCCCGUUCCAGUGGCAGCAUGUCUACGUGCCCAUCCUACCUGCCUCACUGCUGCACUUCCUGGAUGCCCCCGUGCCCUACCUCAUGGGCCUGCAGUCCAAGGAGGGCACCGACCGCUCCAAACUAGAGCUGCCACAGGAGGCUAACCUGUGCUUCGUGGACAUUGACAACCACUGUAUCGAGCUUCCUGAAGACUUCCCCCAGUUCCCUAACAAACCAGAGUUAAUCCAGGAGCUCAGCGAAGUCCUCCUCCGCUACGGCAUAUCCCCAGUGGGGGGCGCUCCUCCAACCUCUGUCCCCACCUCCACCACCACCCUUGGGUCUGUCUCUGUCUCUACCCGUCACCCUGGUCUGAAGAGCCAACAGGCCCUGAGGGAGCUAGAGGACGAUGGGAGGAAUGGGAACCUAGGAGGGGAACAGUUAGCUGUGUUGGAGCUUCUCCAAGGGAACGCUACUCUGGAAAGACUCCAGGCUCUGGCUAAGAGAACGGGGGUCCGCGUGGAAGCCCUGAGGGGGGUAGGGGGUGAGGGAGAGGCUCAGGGGAGGAUGGCAGUCGAUGAGGAGGAGCUGAGGAACGCUAAGCUGAAUGUACAGCUGAGGGAGGUGUUCGCUAGCAGGUUUACCAUGAUGUUCGCGGACUAUGAGGCCUUCGUCAUCCAAAGCGCUCCAGACCUGGAGUCCUGGCUCACCAACCGAGAGCAGAUGCACAACUUUGAUAAGGCAUCCUUCCUGUCUGACCAGCCGGAGCCCUACCUGCCCUUCCUGUCCCACUUCAUCGAGACCCAGAUGUUCGCCACCUUCAUCGACAACAAGAUCAUGUCCCAGUGGGAGGAGAAGGAGCCGCUGCUCCGCGUGUUCGACGGACGCAUCGAUAAAGCUCGUCUAUACAACGUUAGAGCCCCAAGUCUGCGAUCCUCCAACUACCAGAGGUGCACCAUCCUCAAGGAGUCAGCCCAGGCCAUUGAACAGCGGCUGCUGAAGAUCGACCACACAGCCAUCCACCCCCACCUGUUGGAUAUGAAGAUUGGACAGGGCAAAUAUGAACAAGGCUUCUUCCCCAAGCUGCAGUCUGAUGUGCUCUCAGUCGGACCCACCAAUAACAAGUGGUCCAAUCGUACCGCUACGGCUCAGCGCAGGAAGGACCGUCACAGACAACAAACAGAACACUUGACUCUAGAUAACGACCUCAAAGAGAAGUACAUGCAGGAGGCUCGGAGCCUGGGGAAGAAUCUCCGUCAGCCCAAGCUGUCUGACCUCUCACCUGCCGUCAUUGCUCAGACCAACUGGAAGUUUGUAGAGGGACUACUCAAGGAGUGUCGCAUGAAGACUAAGCGUAUGUUGGUGGAGAAGAUGGGCAGGGAGGCGGUGGAGCUGGGUCAUGGGGAGGCAAACAUCACAGGUCUGGAGGAGAACACUCUCAUCGCCUCCCUCUGUGACCUGCUGGAGAGGAUCUGGAGCCAUGGCCUGCAGGUCAAACAGGGGAAGUCAGCUCUGUGGUCCCACCUUCUGCACUACCAGGCCAGAGAGGAGACACUGGAGCAGCAGCAGGCAGAGUCACCAGUGUCAAAUGGUUCAGAGAGACGAAAGUCUGAGUCAUCAUUAGGGAUGCCAUCGCUGCGAGCGUCCGUCAUACAGGAUAUGAGGCACAUCCAGAGUAUGGGGGAGAUAAAGACGGAUGUGGGCAGAGCGAGGGCCUGGAUCCGUCUUUCUCUGGAGAAGAAGCUGCUCUCACAACACCUCAAACGGCUGCUGUCCCGCCAAGCCUUAACCAAGAAGUUGUAUAAGCGCUACGCCUUCCUGCGCUGCGAGGAGGAGAAGGAGCAGUUCCUGUUUCACUUGCUCUCCCUCAACACUGUCGACUACUUUUGUUUCACCAGUGUCUUCACCACCAUCAUGAUCCCAUACCGCGCCGUCAUCAUCCCAAUCAAGAAGCUGAGCAACGCCAUGACGACCUCCAACCCGUGGGUGUGUGUGUCGGGUGAGCUGGGCGACUCAGGCGUCAGGCAGAUCACCAAGAACGUCCUGGAGAUGACCUUUGAUUCUGCUUUCAGGCCACACACUCACAUCGACGCCAUGUUCAAGUGUCAGAACCUGGGUAAGCUGACUACAGUCCAGUUGGGCCAUGAUAACUCUGGGCUGCUGGCUAAAUGGUUGGUGGACUGUGUCAUGGUCCGCAACGAGAUCACAGGACACACCUACAAGUUCCCGUGUGGGCGGUGGCUUGGCAAAGGUGUGGACGACGGCAGUCUGGAGCGUGUUCUGAUUGGUGAGCUGGCAUCGCCCAACGCAGAUGAGGAUUGUGGGAGAGGGUGUCGCACGCCCGACAUGCAGCAUUCGCCGGGUCAGACCAGACGCGCCAGCAUCACCUCGAUGGGAGGACGCGGAUACAAGCCUACCUCAGCUCAAAUCCAGGAGGCCAUUGGCGAGGCAGUGAACAGCAUCUGCAAACACUUCCACAAGCCUGAGAAAGAGAGGGGCAGUCUGACCAUCCUGCUGUGUGGUGAGGUCGGUCUGGUCGGGGCUCUGGAGCUGUUCUUUCACAACGGCUUCAAGUCCGCCCGCCUCUUCCAGAAGACUGUCUUUGUCUGGGACUUUGUGGAGAAGGCGGUGGCUUACAUGGAGUCAGCAGACCAGAUGGGGGACAUGCAGGAGACUGCUGACCCCCUGGGCCUGACCUGUGUCUCUCUCUGUCACUAUGUCAGUGCCAUCAACUCCUCGCCCAGGAACAUUGGCAAGGACGGCAAGUUCCAGCUGCUUGUCUGCCUGGGGGCCAGAGAUCGUCUGCUGAUUCAGUGGCUCCCUCUGUUGGUGGAGUGUCCCGUGAUCCAGCGGAUGUACGAGGAGUCUGCUCUGCUCCGGGACCGGACCACGGUCAACGAUCUCAUUGCUGUCCUGCAGACUCUCCACGACUUCCCCAUCACCCUGGAGGCCUCGCUCAUCAAGGGCAUUGACCUUUAACCCCUUCCGCACAGCCUGCUGGGAAACCACCCAGUCCAGGACCACAUUACCCACAAACCCUUGCUGUUCCCUUUUGCCCUUUCACUGUCCCUGUGGCUGUCGUCGAGGCCUGCUUCAGCUGAUUCACUCUGGGAAAAGUCUUAUAGGGAGGGAAGUAAAGAUUGAGGACUUUAGAAAGAGACCAGAGACGGUUCGCUACCAAAGCAAUCGAUUCCACUGCUUCAGAACAGAAGUUUGGGCUUUGAAUCAUUGAUGAGUGAUGAUGCAGUAUUAUUAUUACAUAGCUUGUGGUUUUGAAAAUAUCCCUUUUGAUAUUUAAUAAGAAGGGACUGUUUUUAAAGAAAACCCAUGGAUGUUUCCCUAUGUGCUUGAUGUGUGUUGCCCACAAUAGGUAGCUCUUCAAUGGACACUUUUUUAGCCUGUGUGAUGGAGAUCCUAUCUUUGCCUGUCUGCCAUCUCUCUGUCUGCUGGAUCCUGCUCAACUUCAGCUAGCGUUAGCAUUAGCAAGCAUGCCUGUGGGUCAUAGUAGGCCAGGAAUAAGGAAACCAAAAACAGAAAGUGACUGUUUGCCCCUGCUGCCUCUCCAUAGUCUCUGCACUGGGAAUAUCAGUUGGUGAAACUUCAUCAGUUGGGUGAAGAUGACUACCAUGGAAAGAAAAACUGGACUCAUCUGCUUUCAGCACUACACUGUGUGCAAUGCAGCUUUUUGAUUGGAUGUUGGCUCAUUCUAGAUACACCUACUGUGUUGGACUGGAUCUUUGUUCUGCUUUGUGAUUGGCUAGCAGAUCUUGGCGGACACAAACACUGCGCUGAAUUGGAGAGGUCUUUCCUAGGGGGGCAGGGGCUUUUCUAGGGUUGCAUGGACAUUCCAAACAAAUUACAGGCAUUGACCUGACCCUAUUUCAAACUGUGUGUGUCUAUGUACAGAGUGUACAAAACAUUAAGAACACCUUCCUAAUAUUGUGAUUCGGGGCACCUCCCCCUUGCCCUCAGAACAGCCUCAAUUUGUCAUGGCAUGGACUCUACAAGGAGUCGAAAGCGUUCCACAGGAAUGGCCCAUGUUGACUCCAAUGCUUCCCACAGUUGUCAAGUUGGCUGGAUGACCUUUGGGUGGUGGACCAUUCUUGAUACACACAGGAAACUGUUGAGCGUGAAAAACCCGGCAGCAUUGCAGUUCUUGACACAAACCAGAGUGCCUGGCACCUACUACCAUACCCCGUAAAAAUACACUUAAAUAUUUUGUCUCGCCAUUCACCCUCUGGGUGGCACACAUAAACAAUCCAUAUCUCAAUUGUCUCAAGACUUAAAAAUCAUUCUUUAACCGGCCUCUUAACUAGUCUCCUGCCCUUCAUCUAUACCGAUUUGAAGUGGAUUUAACAAGUGACAUCAAUAAGGGAUCAUAGCUUUCACCUGGAUUCACCUGGUCAGUCUGACAUGGAAAGAGCAGGUGUUCAUAAGGUUUUGUACACUCAGUGAAUGUGUUCUCCUAAUGUUAUUCUUGUUAGACAUCAUAAUGGUCAAUGUAUUCAACUUCAUCCUGGUCUCUGUCAUGCACUGUGUGUGUGUGUGUGUGUGUGUGUGUGUGUGUGUGUGUGUGUGUGUGUGUGUGUGUGUGUGUGUGUGUGUGUGUGUGUGUGUGUGUGUGUGUGUGUGUGUGUGUGUGUGUGUGUGUGUGUGUGUGUGUGUGUGUGUGUUGACCUCAAAUGGACACUUCCUCUGCAUUACUCUGUGUGGUAUUGAAAUGUUCCAGCCCCUUAUUAAUGUGAUACAUGUGAAAUACACUGGAAUAUUAAACAAUAAGAACCUAUACAUACAACCCCUAAUGAUGUAUUUAUCAUAAAUGCCUCAAACCUUCCUAUGAUAAGUGGUUAUUUUCUGGUGAGUGUUAACUCCUUCUGGGACUAUUUCCAGCUGGUUGUAUUUUUCAAUCUAAAAUAGAUCUCUUGCCACUUUUUCAAUCAACCUUGAUGAACAUGUUCAUAUAUUUCUGUAACAACAAGUGUAAAUAGGGUGUUUAUGCAUGUGUACUAAAAAGGGACUAAAAUACAUGUGGACUAAAAUGUUGAGGCUAACUAUGGCCAGACAAUAGAUUUGAACCCAACCAAAAGGGAAAACAACUGACAGAUUCCGAAUCACACACUUAACUGUGUUUUGACCACAGUACUUUUCCAGUAUUAACGCAAAAAAAAGGACAGCAAAUGUUGUUUUUAAUGUUCUGAUUUGAUGUAUUUAUUCCUCUAAACUGUGGUAGUCAUCAAGAAACGUUGAGACACUGGUUGCGACCGGGGCAAAGAGCCGCCUGUGAAAUGAGGUGCUGCAUGUUGAGCCAUGUGGCUUUCCUUCUGUAACAUUCACAGUUUGGUCCUGCUGCUAGGUUCCUACUGUCUUGUGUAUCAUGGAUUCCAACAAUCAAAAAAAAACUAUCUAUCUGUAAGAAGCAACAAACAUAGGAGGAUGAUCGACUCCAUAGGUGUUUAGCGCAUAGCUGUGAGCAAAGUGUCUGUCUACAGUAGUGUGGCGAGAAUAAGGGUCCAUCUUUGCAUCCUAAAGUGUUACGGCAUGCAGUUGUACUCUGUGACUGGACGGUGUACUUUCUCCUAACACACCUCUCUCUACAGCUAGACUCAUUCAGUAGUCCUGUACUGUACUUCUGUCUUCAUGUUACAUGAACCUGUGACAAAGGCUGGGUGGAAUAUCUGUCCUAACAUUACUAGGUGGGCAAAAUGCUACUACGGAACCUUUCCUUUCCUAUGGAACCGUUCCUUUCCUACAAGUGCAUGUGUAAACUGUAUGUCCAGUGGGAGGAGGUCAUGUAAUGAAUGGAGUCCUAUGGAAAUGAUAACUGUUCUGAUAUUUAUGAUGCACUUCAUUAAAAACUUGCUCAAUA
This is a messenger RNA of Oncorhynchus masou masou (cherry salmon), 7078 nucleotides long. RefSeq names its product DENN domain-containing protein 5B-like. The record is from RefSeq and is a predicted model, not a curated record. Gene Ontology annotation, molecular function: guanyl-nucleotide exchange factor activity; small GTPase binding. NCBI's taxonomy places the organism in Eukaryota, Metazoa, Chordata, Actinopteri, Salmoniformes, Salmonidae.